ACAAGGAUGAACGCCAAUUUCCAAGAUGGCGGCGGAGGGAGGAGGGAAGGAGAUGAACGAAAUUAAAACUCAAUUCACCACCCGAGAAGGCGUCUACAAACUCCUCACUCACUCCGAAUACAGCCGCCCGAACAGGGUGCCUUUCAACUCGCAGGGCUCCAAUCCCGUCAAGGUCUCCUUCGUCAAUGUAAACGAUCAGUCCGGCAACGGCGACAGGAUCUGUUUCAAUGUGGGCCGGGAACUGUACUUUUAUAUCUACAAAGGCGUGAGAAAGGCUGCUGAUCUUAGUAAGCCCAUAGACAAGAGGAUAUACAAAGGAACGCAGCCCACAUGUCAUGAUUUCAACCCACUCACAGCCACAGCAGAGAGCGUCUCCCUGCUGGUGGGAUUCUCAGCAGGCCAGGUGCAGCUCAUAGACCCAAUAAAGAAGGAAACCAGCAAACUCUUCAAUGAAGAGAGACUUAUAGACAAGUCGAGAGUAACAUGUGUACGAUGGGUUCCUGGUUCGGAGAGUCUGUUCCUGGUGGCUCACUCCAGUGGCAGCAUGUACUUGUACAACGUGGAAAACACCUGUGGCACUACGGCACCUCACUACCAGCUCCUCAAGCAGGGUGAAAACUACGCGGUGCACACCUGCAAGAGCAAGUCAGCUCGCAACCCGCUACUGCGCUGGACGGUGGGUGAAGGGGCACUCAACGAGUUUGCCUUCUCCCCGGACGGCAAGUUUCUGGCUUGUGCGAGUCAGGAUGGCUUCCUGCGGGUGUUUGGCUUUGACGCCGCAGAGCUCCACGGAACAAUGAAGAGCUACUUCGGCGGCUUGCUGUGCGUGUGCUGGAGCCCAGAUGGACGAUACAUUGUGGCGGGUGGAGAGGACGACCUGGUGACGGUGUGGUCAUUUUCAGACUGCAGAGUGAUCGCACGGGGUCACGGUCACAAGUCGUGGGUGAGUGUGGUGGCAUUUGACCACUGCACCACCAGCGUGGAGGACGGGGACCCCCCUGCUGAGUUCAGUGGUAGUGAUGAGGACUUCCAUGAGCAAAUUCAUUUUGGUGCAGGCAGAGACAGAGCUAACAGUGCUCAUUCUCGGCUUUCUAAGAGAAACUCUACGGACAGCAGGCCUGUUAGUGUGACUUACAGAUUUGGCUCAGUGGGCCAGGAUACUCAGCUGUGUCUGUGGGAUCUCACGGAGGACAUUCUCUUUCCUCACCUCCCGUUGUCCCGCACUAGGACUCACACUAACGUUAUGAGUGCCACAAGCCCUCCAGCCACUGGACAAACUACUACUACUACUGUAUCCACCACCACCACUAAUCCCAGUGGCACCAAUGGUAAAGACAAUGUGAGCAAUAGUAGCUCCAGUGGUAACCCAGCUAACUCCCUCCCCAGCACCCUGCCUCGGUCCAACAGCUUGCCACACUCCUCCAACCCAGCAGGGGGCAGCACCCCCAACAGUCACACAGGCAGCAGCAGCAACAGCAGCACCACCACCAAGGGCAACAGUAUAAUUGACAGUGCUUUCAUUGCCACCGGAGUCAGCAAGUUCGCGACGCUGUCGUUACACGACUCGCGCAAGGAGCGCCACGAGAAGGACCACAAACGAAACCACAGCAUGGGUCACAUCAGCAGCAAGAGCAGUGACAAGCUCAACCAGCUUAGCUCAUCACGGACGGCAAAAGCUGACGCAGCUAAGACUCUGGGCACCACGCUGUGCCCGCGCAUGGAUGAAGUGCCACUGCUCGAGCCGCUGGUGUGCAAGAAGAUCGCUCACGAGAGACUCACUGUGUUAAUCUUCCUUGAGGACUGUCUGGUAACAGCCUGUCAGGAGGGUUUCGUUUGCACAUGGGCUAGGCCUGGGAAAGUGGGAUUGCUAUCAUCUCAAAACAACCCAGCCAACUCUCCCAGUGGAACAGUAGUAUAGCCCCAGUGCUGGUGCUGCUAAUGACAGCUCCAUGCAACAGAGACGGGGAUGACCAAGGCCAAGGCCCUGCAGCGCUUCUUCACACACUGUCACACACCACACGACCUCCAGUGUCACCUUCAUUCUCAUCACUAAAACCACACAGAUGCUCUGUUUUGUGUUACUGCUCUUGUUAAAGAUAACCGAUGUUGGCCAAGCCAGGGUUAGAAACAUGGCCCCCUUUUGUCUGGUGGGGGGGGUGUGGGGGGGGAGUGAAAAGGGUGCUAUUGGAAAUAAGAGGGCAAGCUUUAAAUCAUCCAGGAGGUUUAUGGGAGGGGUUGACUGGCUCACUGUUACAUCCACGGUCAUAUCAAGUCACGUCUAGUCUGAAAAUAACAAACUCUCGUACCCAAUCCUUUGUGCCUGUAGUUCUUCAAAGACUAGACAUGGUGUAAGCAUUGUGGUAAUGCCUCAGCCUAACCUUUUGUGUGGGUUUAAUUUGGUCAUAUUUUCUAUAUUUUGUUUCUGCAAAUGUAUUCACAGAUAAAGGGAAUAAGAUGAGGGAUAGUUUUAGAAGAGCAACGUGUCCCCCAAUGCCAAGUCUCCUUCAUUUUUUUUUUUUUUUUUUAACCUCCUGGGCGAUCCCUUGUGCAGUCACAUUCCUUAAACACCUGCUCAAGAGAGACUGGAGCUUUUCACUUCCUUUUACAAAUGCUUCAGUCAGAGGUAUCACACUUAAAAGUGUAUUUUUGCACAGAUUUUCUUUCAUUCUUGUUCUCUCGUUUUUCCCAUUUUUGAAUUCAUUGACGGUGGAACACGAGAAAUAUUCUGAAGACAGCUUUGGAAGCACUUGGGGAAAUGGCAUGUUAUUGCCUACUGUCUCAACGCUGGAUGCUGCAAUCAUAGUUUUUUAUAUGGAAAAAAAAAUUGUUUGCACUUAAUAGUUUGUUAGAGGAGAAUGGCUUUACAUUUUUGGAGUGUGUAAGAACACCUUGACAAGGUUGAAAUAUAAAUAGAAUUAAAAGAAACCUUUGUAUCUAUUGAACAUUUAUUUUAAUAUUGUUUCAGAUUAAAUGGGCUCUGUAUUAUAUGUAAAUAUUGUACUUCGAUGAUUUAUGGGUGAAUCGAUCAUUAUUUCAUUAGCUGAAAGAUCCUCAUUUCAGAAAAUAGUGAUAUUUCUAAUACAGAAAAUCUAUACCUAAUAUUAAAAUGAAUCUUGAAUAUGCAGGUGAAAAAAAUGUUUCUUUUCUGUUGUACAUAAAGAGAAUUCAGGUGUAUUUUUAUUAAUGAAACGUUUGGUAUAGGGAGAUCUAUGAAAUCCUCUUAUCUUAACAGGUAGUGCUGAAUGCUAGCUAGCCUGUCGCUGCGGAUCCCUUUUACAACGUAGGCAGGUAGGCGCAGACGCGGCGGUCUAAUUCAGCCAUCUCUCUCCGAGCUCAGGUAAACCACAGGAAGACUAACGCCGGCAUAGUCCCCCCCCCCCCCCCCCCCUUCCCCUCGCCCGUUAGCACUAGUCCCAUCCCAUCAACAUGCGUGUGAAUUCAACUUAACUAACAAAUAUCUCUGACAAAACCACGUUCUGCAGACAGGGCUGAAAUCUGUGACUCCUGUUAUUGUGAGUAAUAAUUACUGAACUGAUGCUGAACUUGUGAACAAACUUCUGACACUGUGUUGAAUACCAACUGACUAAUGUCAGCACUUGAUGGUGGUAUGAGUGCUUGAGGUGAGGGUGUUUCUUUUUUUUUUUUUCCCCAAGCACCCACAAAGGAAGAGUGAGGAUUUUAACAGUGGGAGCCUUUUCCUCCAUGUGACGCCUAUUAAAACAGCUUUGACAGA
Toxotes jaculatrix (banded archerfish) is the source of this 3733-nucleotide messenger RNA. It is a transcript of the gene wdr20b, whose product is annotated as WD repeat domain 20b. The record is from RefSeq and is a predicted model, not a curated record. The transcript has 4 exons. Lineage: Eukaryota; Metazoa; Chordata; Actinopteri; Toxotidae. Gene Ontology annotation, molecular function: protein binding. The coding region runs from base 26 to 1918 and encodes 630 amino acids.